Messenger RNA from Paramecium pentaurelia, 846 nucleotides. The record is from the annotation of a GenBank genome assembly. NCBI's taxonomy places the organism in Eukaryota, Ciliophora, Oligohymenophorea, Peniculida, Parameciidae.
AUGAGUAAUAAGUUGAAUUUAAAUUAAUUGAUGAUUCAAAUUAAUAGACUUCACCAUGUUAUGCAAUAGUAUUUGAUAAAAUGGAUCAAUAUGAUUUCAACUUUUAGUAAUGAUAUUAAAAUAUGGAAUUUUGAUUAAGGAAUAUUUAAAUUAACUACUUCAUAUCAAAAACAUACAGCUUUAGUUAUAUGCUUGGUUUAUAGUAAACAUAACAAUUACUUUAUUUCAGGUUCACAUGAUUAAACAAUUGUCUGUUGGCAAUAAAUUAAUCAAGAAGAGUGGAUUUGUUCAAAACCAUACUUAAAAAAUGAUUAAUUUGUUAAUUGUUUAAUGUUAAAUAAAUAAGAAGAUCAACUUAAUUCCUUAGAUAAACAUGGUAAUAGUGUAGAAUCAUUCAGUUUUAAUUAAAGUGAAUCUCUUAUGGCAUCAUGUGGUUAUGGAGAAUUUAUAAUAUGGAGAAAGGAAUUGAAGAUAAAUGGGAAUUAAAAUUAAUAAUUGAAUUAUUAUAUUUAUUCAUUUAUUAAUUUUUUUUUAUUUAGAAUAUAAUUAUUUAAGGAUAUUACAAAUUAAAUAAUUACAACUUUCAAUUUUAUUAUCAAUAACUCAGGUAGUUUAAUUAGUGGACAUAAAAUUCAAUUUACUAAUGAUUAAUAAUUAUUUUGGGUACCUUUACAUAAGUAUAUUAUUGAUCUUUUAGUAUUUGAAUUGGAAUUUAUGAAUAAAAUUCUAAUAAAACAAUCACAUUAAUUAGGAAUCAUGAUUGUGAUGAUAAAUCUAAUUUUCCAAUAAUACAUAAUAAGGAUAGAAAUAUAAUAUUGGUUCGACACAAAUGUGAAAUUUAUUUGA